Sebastes umbrosus (honeycomb rockfish) is the source of this 3903-nucleotide messenger RNA. RefSeq names its product anoctamin 5b (gene ano5b). Gene Ontology annotation, molecular function: protein dimerization activity; chloride channel activity. The transcript has 21 exons. Bases 239 to 2998 code for a protein of 919 amino acids. Lineage: Eukaryota; Metazoa; Chordata; Actinopteri; Perciformes; Sebastidae. The record is from RefSeq and is a predicted model, not a curated record. Gene Ontology annotation, biological process: chloride transmembrane transport. Gene Ontology annotation, cellular component: plasma membrane.
AUUGGGUCUUCUUGUCGGGUAGCUUCAGGGAGCCCAGGAGGGUACAGUUACAGAGAGGAUCUUUCAUAAUGUAAAUAGGAUCCAUUUCCCAUCCAUUGAUCUGAAUUGGACUCAUUGAUUUCAGUGUGUGACCAUCCGAUGCUUGCAUGGUGGAGUCUUCAUCAUCCUCUCACUCUGCCUCUCGCCACUCUGCUGCUGCAUGAGGAGCUGAAGCCUCUCUAGAAUAAAAACCACCGCUAUGAGACGAAUAACGGGAAAGGCGAAGGAGGAAACUUUGAUCGAGCUGCAGAGCGUCACGGAUUCACAGACUGGAGAUGGUCUUGCAGUGUUGACCGCAUUCAGGAUAAACCUGCACUCAGAUGAAAAUGGUGGAGAUUUAUUAUCUGAAAGAGUGACACUGCCUGGACAUACAGAGACCGAGAAGCUCCAACCAAACAAUGACACCGUGUUCUUCAGGGACGGAGUUCGGAGGAUAGACUUUGUGUUGUCUUACGUAGACGACAAAGAUGGAGAGAAGAAACAGGAAAGGAGGAGGGAGUUUGAGGCCAACCUUGUGAAAGUAGGACUGGAGCUGGAGACAGAGGACAAAUCAGACUCCAAAGACCAAAAGACGUAUUUCUUGAAGAUCCACGCUCCGUGGAAUGUGCUGGCCACAUAUGCUGAGAUCCUAAAGAUCAAAGUUCCCUUCAAGCUGAGUGACAUCCCUCGCGCUCCGGAUGCCCCUCUGGAGUUGCUCACACAUCCGUUCCGCCUGCCAGAGCACAUCAUGCAUCCACAAGCUGACUACUUCACCUACCCCUUCGACAAGAACAAGACCGACUUCUUCCUCAUCACUGACAAGGACACUUUCUUCCCGCCUUCCACAAGAAACAGAAUCGUGUACUACAUCCUGACUCGCUGCCCGUACUACAAAGAGGAUCGGAAAGAAAGAGACAAGACGGGAAUCAAGCGACUAAUCAGCAACGGGACGUAUACAGCAGCCUUUCCACUGCAUGACUGUCGAUACUGGAAAAGGGCCAGAAAUGCUGAAUGUGAGAGUGAUCGCUACAACUUGUACAAGCACUGGGCCAGGUUCUUCUGCUUUUACAAAGAGCAGCCCCUCAACCUCAUCAGGAAGUACUAUGGGGAGAAGAUUGGGAUCUACUUCGCCUGGCUGGGCUUCUACACAGAGAUGCUGUUCUUUGCAGCCGUCAUGGGCCUUAUAUGUUUCAUCUAUGGGGUGCUCAGCUAUGAUGACAACACGUCAAGCCAUGAAAUAUGUGACCCCGCUAUUGGAGGCAGGAUUUUGAUGUGUCCACUUUGUGAUAAAAAGUGCCCUUUCUGGAAGCUCAACUCUACGUGUCUCUCAUCCUGGCAAUCCCAUCUGUUUGAUAAUGAGGGAACCGUGUUCUUUGCCAUAUUUAUGGGGAUUUGGGUAACUCUGUUUUUGGAGUUCUGGAAACGGCGUCAGGCCCGGCUGGAGUACGAGUGGGAUUUGGUGGACUUUGAAGAGGAACAGCAGCAGCUUCAAAUCCGGCCCGAGUUUGAGAUCCGAUGCACCCACAAGAGACUCAACCUGAUCACUCAGGACAUGGAGCCAUAUCUCCCCGCCACCAGCAAGUGUGCUCGCUUCUGCCUCUCGACUGCCACUGUUAUAUUCUGGAUUUCACUGAUCGUGGCCUGUAUCAUCGGGGUCAUAGUGUACAGGCUGGCCGUGCAUGCUGCCUUUGCGAGUAUAAUUAAAGACCCUAUGAGGAAGAUCCAGGUGGUGGGCAGGUUCAUCACUCCACAGCUGGCGACGUCUGUCACCGCCUCCUGCAUCAACUUUGUCAUCAUCAUGAUCCUCAAUUUCUUCUAUGAGAGGGUGGCCGUCUGGAUCACUGACAUGGAAAUCCCAAAGACCCACCUGGAGUAUGAGAACAGGUUGACAAUGAAGAUGUUCCUCUUCCAGUUUGUCAACUACUACUCGUCGUGCUUCUACGUGGCCUUCUUCAAAGGCAAGUUCGUGGGUUUUCCUGGCGACUACUCAUACAUGUUUGGCAAAUGGAGCAAACUGAGGAAUGAGGAGUGCGACCCUGGAGGCUGUCUGAUUGAGCUCACCACACAGCUGGUGAUUGUGAUGUCAGGAAAACAACUGUGGGGGAACAUUCAGGAAGCUCUGCUGCCGUUGAUGCGUAACUGGUGGAGCAGCAGAAAGGGCCGGCACCAUCCUGAGAACCAUAACAGCCGCUGGGAGCAGGACCAUGUCCUGCUGAACUUCACCCAGCUGGGGUUGUUUUAUGAGUACCUGGAGAUGGUGGUCCAGUUUGGUUUCAUCACGUUGUUUGUGGCCUCUUUCCCCUUGGCUCCGCUCCUGGCUCUGUUCAACAACAUCCUGGAGAUCAGGGUGGAUGCCUGGAAGUUCACCACCCAGUUCAGACGACCGGUGGCGUCCAAGGCCCGAAACAUCGGAGCGUGGCAGGAAAUCCUCAACGCAGUGGCAAUUUUGUCUGUUGUUACCAACGCUUUCAUAAUGGCGUUCACCUCAGACAUGAUCCCCCGUAUGGUCUUCCUGUAUGCGUACGGUAAAGACGCCAGCAUGACGGGCUACGUCGACAACAGCCUGUCAUUAUACAACAUCUCUCAGAUACUUGAGGAACACAUGCCCGAGGAACGAGACUACUGGUUUGCUAACUCCACUACCACCUGCAGAUACCGUGAUUACCGUUACCCUCCAGGCCACCAGAAGGAGUACACUCACACCAUGCAGUUCUGGCACAUCCUGGCAGCCAAAAUGGCCUUCAUUAUCAUCAUGGAACAUGUGGUCUUUGUGGUGAAGUUCUUCGUGGCGUGGAUGAUCCCAGACGUCCCGUCAGGCGUGAAGGCUCGGUUCAAACGAGAACGCUAUCUGAUUCAAGAGGACCUGCAUAAAUACGAGGUGGAGAAGGUCAAACUCCAGAUGAGCGCCAGUUUCAUCACAGAGCCGCCGUCUGAAACGUCGCCGAUGACAGACAAGCAUGAAGUGUUGUCCGAGUGCUAGCCUCCUGCUUCGAGGCAAGAAUGGACAUGUCCACAUACAAGGGCUCCUGUCUUUGGGAUAAAAACACUAUUAUCUUUUAUUGCUGAAUGGACUCCUAUAUUAGGAUCUGUGUGGAGGCAUCAGAAAAAAAAAAAAAUGCAACAUUUCACUUUGCUUAAAAUGAGCUUCAUGAGUGGAUGAAUCUAUUCCUGUGCCAUAUAAAAGACAGUUGGAAAAUAACAGCAAAGAGCAAAAAGAUUGUAACUGCAGCUUGUAUCAUUCCCCGUGUAAUGCCUUCAAACUCUCCGUUUGUCAUGACUGAAAAAUAUCUCUGUAUAGAGUUCAAGUUAGUGGUGUUGAAUAUGUGACAUUAGGUGUAAUUACCCUUUAAAGAUAUCAUUAAUUAAAUGUUCUGCAUGUGUGAUUGUUCUGAUGAGAAUAGAAGAUGAAGGACUGGACUGUUUAGAAAAGAAGGUCAAUGUUUAUGGUUAAAAAUAUCAUAUCAUUUUAGGGAUAUAUCUUAUACAACACAUCAUUUUUAUGUCAUUAACUAUUAAUGUGAACUUUAUACUAAAUUGGUAGCAACACAAUGUUUAUUUCCCCUGAUCUAUAGCUGGGCUAUGAGAUUGUCAGUUCUGUUUUUUGAGUGUAUCAAGUUCAGGAAAAACUGUGCAUUUGAAAACCAAGUACCUCCACCAUGCUGCAGCCAUACUCUAACAAUCAGUACUAUGGUGAGACAGCAGCUGCAGGCUCAUGCAUCUCACCUUCCAGAUGUAUUUCCAACCUGCUACGGGACCAAUUAUACAAUUUUUACCAAGAGAAAUAGACUACACAAAGACAAAUGUUCUGUUUUAAUACAAUCAGUUUGUAUGCAUGUGAGUUUAGGUUGAAUGGCUAUAAAUAAAUGGGCUAUAUUUCUGUUUUCA